GUGAAUUUGACAUUUGGGUGUCAACAUUUGAAAGUUAACAAAACAGAACGAUAACCUAAAAUUUAGAAAUAAAAAUAAGCUUUAUAAUUCGUUGAAUUAAACUAUAUAUAAAAUAAUGGGUAGCAGAGGCCGAGGACGGGGAGGGGGAUUAUCAUUUACACAUGAACAACUUCAAUCUUUUGGUAUUAAUCGGGGUGAAAACACCGCAACAACACUCGCUCCGCCACCAUUAUUUCCAAAACUUGAAGCGAAACCUUUGCCUCUGAACUGUGAUGCUGCGACUGAUUAUAUGGUAAUUGUUAAGGAUCAAUUUAUAGAGUAUUUACAUGAGUCGCCAGCUUAUGUUAAACCGAACACACGUACAGAUGGCAUAGAACGUUAUUCAGAUAAAUAUAAGCAAUUGGCACUGGAUGCUAAGCGAGGUAAAGUACUGGAUUGUGUUUGGGGAAACAUGCCGGCGGAGUUACGACCGCAAGCUAACAGAGUCAGAAUUACAGCGCGAAAGCGUAAACUGGACGAUGCGAAUGUAUUGAGUAAAAAACUUCAAACUCUCGAAAAGAAAGAAACUUUGGAUGAAAACGAUGAAACGGCAGAAAAUAAGGAUGAGAAUACUGUCAAAAAAGAGAAUGAGAAUGAAGAUGAUGAAGAGCUGGAGGAUGAAGAGGAGCAGGAAUAUGAAAUUGAUGAAGGCACAGAUUAUGCCAACAAUUACUUUGAUAAUGGAGAAGAUUAUGAUGAGGAAGAUGACAAUCUUGAUGAUGGGCCUGUUUAUUAAUAAUGCCCAGUGUUCUUUAAAAAUACUAA
Messenger RNA from Papilio machaon (common yellow swallowtail), 804 nucleotides. RefSeq names its product DNA-directed RNA polymerase III subunit RPC7-like (gene Polr3G). Gene Ontology annotation, biological process: transcription by RNA polymerase III. The record is from RefSeq and is a predicted model, not a curated record. The transcript has a single exon. Gene Ontology annotation, cellular component: RNA polymerase III complex. Lineage: Eukaryota; Metazoa; Arthropoda; Insecta; Lepidoptera; Papilionidae. The coding region runs from base 116 to 775 and encodes 219 amino acids.